GUCUGGGUCGCGCUAAACCGCAACCCCACACUCUCUCUCAAAAAAGCGAAAGAGCGAAAAAGAAAUACAAAACUAAAAUUGCCUCUGCGGUUACAUAAUUGCUUCACUAAGCAAGGCUUCGAAGAGAAAUUGAGAGGUACAUACUCCAAAACACACGCAGAGUGCUUUUUCGAGGAGUCGAUCAGUUCGGCGGAAGCGACGGCGACGGUGGCGGCGGAGGCGGCGAGCGAGAAGGCUCCGAUGGAGAUUUGCAAGGGAAUCAACGGACUCGAGAAGGUUAUCCUCCGUGACGUCCGCGGUAGCUCUGUUGAGAUCUACUUGUAUGGUGCUCAAGUGACAUCAUGGAAGAAUGAGCACAGGGAAGAAUUGCUUUUUGUCAGUAGCAAGGCCAUUUUCAAACCUCCAAAGCCAAUUCGUGGAGGCAUCCCUAUUUGCUUCCCCCAGUUCUCAAACCAUGGAUCUCUUGAGGCCCAUGGAUUUGCUAGAAACAGGUUUUGGAGCAUUGACCCAUCUCCACCUCCAUUUCCAACCAAUUCCUCCAAUAAGACAUUUGUAGAUUUGAUUCUGAAGCCCACUGAAGAGGACAUGAAAAUCUGGCCUCACAGCUUUGAGUUCCGCCUGCGAGUAACUUUGGGACCUGCCGGAGAUCUGAUGUUAACUUCUCGUAUCAGAAACACCAACACCGAUGGAAAGCCUUUCUCGUUUACAUUUGCUUAUCACACCUAUUUCUCUGUUUCUGAUAUCAGUGAAGUACGGGUUGAAGGAUUGGAGACACUGGAUUAUCUUGAUAAUCUGCAGAACAAACAGCGAUUUACUGAACAAGGGGAUGCAAUCACCUUCGAGUCAGAAGUGGAUAAGAUAUAUCUCAGCACGCCUACAAAGAUUGCAAUUCUGGACCACGAAAAGAAGCGAACAUUUGUCAUUCGUAAAGAUGGUCUUCCUGAUGCCGUUGUCUGGAAUCCUUGGGAUAAGAAGGCAAAGGCAAUGGCUGAUUUUGGAGAUGAUGAAUAUAAGCAUAUGCUGUGCGUUGAGGCAGCUGCUGUGGAAAAACCUAUCACUUUGAAGCCUGGUGAAGAGUGGAGAGGAAGGCAGGAACUUUCAGCUGUGCCUUCAAGUUACUGUAGCGGCCAGCUUGAUCCUCAGAGAGUCCUCCAAGGCAGCUAGCUUCAGAUAUGCUUACCUUUAUGAUGUACAGGUGGUCGACUACAAUAUUGGGAGGUGUAAGGCUUGGCAUCAAUAUCCGUUACAAGACCUCUUUUACCGUCUUGUCCUUAAUAGCGUAAUCUUUCUUUUAUUACCUGGAUGAAAUGGGGCUGUUUUAGCAUAUACUUACCAAAUAACGUUUGCUUGCUCUAGUUGGGCAUGGGACAAUAUGUAUCAAUUGUAAUGAAGAAGCCUAGGUAUGAUGCUAGAUGGUUUUUGAGUCUCAAACUGAUUCUUCCCUGAAGUUAUUAUUGAAGGGAGUCAUGACCCAUGACUGAUGGCUCAUACCUAAACUUGGUUCAACUAUGAAUCAGGUGUUCACUGAACAUGUACCAAAUCAUCUUUUUCGACAUAUAUAUUCACUUCAAACUCAAGUGGUCAUUGA
Messenger RNA from Sesamum indicum (sesame), 1588 nucleotides. RefSeq names its product Galactose mutarotase-like superfamily protein. Gene Ontology annotation, cellular component: cytoplasm. Gene Ontology annotation, biological process: carbohydrate metabolic process. The record is from RefSeq and is a predicted model, not a curated record. Gene Ontology annotation, molecular function: glucose-6-phosphate 1-epimerase activity; carbohydrate binding. NCBI's taxonomy places the organism in Eukaryota, Viridiplantae, Streptophyta, Magnoliopsida, Lamiales, Pedaliaceae.